AUGGCAGAUCAGACAGACAUUCAAACAUCUCUUCAGUUUCAUCCUUUUCCUCGGUUACCCGCCGAACUUCGCAACCAAAUCUGGUACAUUGCUUCUUCUUCUUCUUCCUCUAUUUAUACUGUGAACCACGUGGUCAUGAAGGACGACCGAAUUGUCCACGUCCGAAUUGGCUCAGUUCGUACGGAGGCCUCGCUUCUGACGGCUUGUAAAGAUAGUUGGGCUAUCUGCCGCAAUUUCAAGCCAAAGAAGACAGACAUUGUCCGAUACCGAUCAGGAAAAAAGAUAAGAGAGCACGCUGUCAACUUUCAGCUCGAUAUGUUCUAUGUGAAGGGCUUCAACGAUUCUAUCACUUGUCAAACGGCUUGCCUUGAAUUCCGGAAAAUGGUCAUUAUCUCCAACGAAUGGGAGCUCUCCGAGCUGAAACUCGACAAAUUUCCCAACCUUCAGGAGUUCUGGGUAUACACGAAACCGCCGCGGCGUGUUGCUUCAGUGCCAGCCUCAGGAUUUCGCUCCGUUUCGGAUUUCCCUGACCGGAGAGAACUCGCGAGGCACCCGCACCUGGUGUUUCGAUGGGUACGAGCCGCAGAAGACUCUCAAGAAAGCUUUCCCGAAGGAAAACUUAGGGUCUCAAAGGAGGAAGCGUUUGCUCGAAGUGCGUUGAUAUAUUACAGCAAGAGGCGUGGGGAUAUCCAUCAAAGCUCGGAUUGGAUGGAUUUGCUAGAACGUCAAAUCAUACGAGCUGUCCUCAACUCGGCGCACGAUAUCGAAAGUCUGCGUGAUGGCUUGUGGACAAAUGACGCUAUGUAG
Molecule: messenger RNA, 807 nt
Organism: Exophiala oligosperma
Lineage: Eukaryota; Fungi; Ascomycota; Eurotiomycetes; Chaetothyriales; Herpotrichiellaceae
Exons: 2
Coding region: 1-807 (268 amino acids)
Source: RefSeq, a predicted model, not a curated record